UCCAUUGCGGCACUGACUCUCAUUGACAUGCUUACUUAAAAAAACCCAAGCGACCAAGAAAUCUCUCUCUCUCUGCUGCGCUUUAUAUUCUCCUCAGCGGCUCUGCAUCGUCGUUGUCGAUGCUCUCUUCUUCUUUGAGGUUUCAGCUCUCAGGUUUUUAAUUAUCAAAUUCGGAAGCAGAAGCAGGGAUGCUUGAGGGCUAAAAUGAUAAACAGUAAGGUGGUAUUAACAUAUAGGCGAAAACGGACAUCUUCAAGACUAGAACCUGCAUGUGGAACUCAGUGUGUUUAUUCAACUUCUGAAUCCUCAAGUGAUAAUCUUGCAACAAGACUAGGCCAGCAUGAUGAAUCAAGCAAAAAGUAUUCACCAGAAAAUCAGAAAGAAGAUGCUCGGCUCUGUAUUAAAUGUUUUGAUUUGGGAGGAAUCCUGCUGCACUGUGGUAGCUGUUCUCAGGCUUGCCAUCUUCAAUGCAUUGAUCCUCCUUUUAAGCAUAUUAUUGAUGAGCAAUGGGUAUGCACUACUUGUACUGAACUACAAAGUUUCAGAAAUUCCCUUGAGCAUCAAGUCCCAGAGUGUGGGAGGCAAAUGGCAACGGGUGGAUUAACUGAUAAAGUGCUUCUGGCAAUGAAUCAUGGAGACGCUAGCUCUGAUAAGGGAACUGGAGGCUCACUGCAAGCAGAUGCAUACUUGAAAUCUGGGUCCACAUGCAAGACUGUAUUCCCUGAAACAAGAUCAGUUUCUCAAUUUGAAGAUGUGGAGACAGAGCUUAAAGUUAAAUCCAUAUGCUUAGAUUCAUCUGUCAAAAUAAAUUGCAGUUCUGAUUGUCCCAGUGCUGAUAUGGAAAACCCAGAUUCCCUUUCCAAGGAUAAAUCAUGUUUAACAUGCAGUGAUGGGCUUAUGGACAAGAAAUGUAGUACCCCACUGAUUACUUUCUGUCGAAGAGUGAAAAAGAAGGAUGUGAAGAGGACAAGUUCAGAAAAUAUUUCAGUGGUGGAAAAGAAAAAAUGUGCAAUUGUCAGCUACUGCAGUUCUGCAUCUGAAAUAGGAUCUAAAUGUGAUGCUCCUUUAAAAUGUAUCUCUGGAACGGCUGUAAUAUCAUCAAGGCAAGAUCCUGGAAUGUGCCAUUUACAAGAUGAGAUGUUCAAAGAAGUUGCAAGUGGCACCAGCACUUCUGCAGAUGACCUAAAAGAUUCACUGAUAAAAUGCGCUGGAACACCUUCAACGGUAAUGGACCUGGUGGUAAUUGGAGACAAACAAUGCAAGUUGACUGAAGUUGGGGUUUCUGUUGGGGAGGAAUUUCAAAGUGCAGAAAAUGUUGGUUCAAAGGGAACAAUUGUCAAGCCUGAUGCAGUUUUAGGAGUUACAGCCUCCAUGGGCCAUUUGGACCUAUCUGUAGCACCCCUUGAUUCAUGCGGUACAGUGAAGGGCACUCGCACUGAACUACUUAUUAAGGCUGCAUCCGAAACUCUUUUGGACAUAACAAACUCCGCUAGUACGAAUCAUGCUACUGUUUUGCAUGAAGAAAAGACUAAAAUAGGCAAGGGUCCAGUGCUGUUGGAAAGCAGUAGUGAGACAGUGCAGGAGAGAUCGUCCGAUACAUAUGCUGGUAGAAGUUCAUGCAUUAAUGGCAAGGAACAUGGAAAUAGCGGUAAAGAUUAUGUGAAAGCUUCCACUCUGCUGCCAAUGGAUAAUUCUUCACAGAAUCAGUGUCAGCAGAACCUUUAUGAAGAUUUAAUGAAUGAGACGGCUCCAUUAGCAUGCCGGCCAUCGGAGGUGACUACUUGCGUGGAUUCUUCCCUUACCAAGUCUCGAUGCAAAUCUGAUCCAUGUAAUCAAAUGUCGACCAAAUCUUUUCUCUGCCCCACUCUUUUUUUGGGAUUAUCCCUACCAAUGGAGCCUGAUACUGCAGUUAGUGCCUCCAAGGACUGCUCCUCCAUGUCUUCAUUUCCAUGCUCUAGUAGAAGUAAUUAUAUUCAAAAUUUUCCGCUCCAUUCUGGGCCAGACCAGACUUCCAUCCAGAGACACAAGCUGAUGCUUGACAGUAUUGUAACAAGAGCAAGAGCAUUGAAGGGAAAACAAGGCUGUUGGCUGGAUAAGUUCAAGGGAUCGGCUACUGCAUGGUCAGAUGUAGAGCUGGAUUCUCUUUGGAUAGGGGUGAGGAGACAUGGAAGGGGCAACUGGGAUGCCAUGUUAAGGGACCCAAGAUUGCAUUUCUCAGUAUCGAGGGUAGCAAAGGAUCUGGCUGAUCAGUGGGAUGAAGAGCAAUCCAAACUUUCAAGUGGCACGCUGAUUCAGCCAGCAAGUUUAAGAAACUCACAAGGUCACACAGAAGGCAUCGACAGUGGUUUGUUGUCUGAAACAAGAGUGGACAGUCAUGGCGUAGGAAAUUGUAUGCCACCAAGCUCACAAGCCUUGAUGGAUGAAACUCAACUUUCUCUGGGGAAUGCAUAUGUUCAGAGGGAGAGGAGUUACCCAUACAGUCUGCCAAACCAAUAUACAAUGCAUCACAUUCUGGCAGAAAACAACAGUCCGGACAAGGUGUCUUCUGUUUUCCAUAGUGACCUAAGAAACACGGUCCUUCAGAAGAUGAGUAACAAACAACUUCAGAAGAAUAUUAGGGGUCAAAGGAAUCGUACAUAUCCAAACAGAAAACGCUUUAGAUAUAAUAAAGAUGUUUCCAUUUUUUAUCAGAAUACUUUUUACAAAUCAGGAAGUCAUGAUGCUGACGUCGGAGCAAAUUCGAAUCAUUCUUUGUCGCCAGAUCAUCCUUCUGCUGGAUCCUCUGCCAAGGGUAAUCUGCCACAUUGGCUAAGAGAAGUGAUUAGUCUCCCUCCUUCAAGGCCAACAGAGCCAGCCUUGCCUCAUCCUGUUUCGCAAGUGAACCCCCUUUAUGAUAACCACCAGCAGGUUAUCCCACCCUUUUGCAGUCCUGGUGAGCUACCAUUGCCCCAAACAAAUCCUCAACAGGGACUGAGAAAGAAUGAAAUCAAUUGCAAGUUUGGUGGCCAUGCAACAUCUGACAUACCAUUACCCAACCCAGUUGGAAGCAGAUUUGGUCAUCUAUCAGUGAUGGGGUCGAGCUCUAUAAUGCCUGAGGCAGAGAAUCAAAUCUCGAAUGGAAGAACUGAUUUGAACCCAGCAUGCUCAUAUUCUAUUUGUAAAAGAAAAGAUUUGAUUGUCAUUGAGAGUGAUGCUUCUUCCGAAGAGACCAUAUCAGAUGAUCACGGUGGUAGGCCUUAGCUCCUUUUGGAACUUGGACAGCAUUGCAGCAUCCCAGUAAUGCCAGUUUUGUAGGCAAAUCUGUGUUAUAAAUUAUAGAAAUUUUGUGAAAGAUCCAGACGUCCUGUACAUAAAUACUUCUAGUGCCUAUAUACUAUAUAUAAGGGGAGAAAUGAGAUUUGCUACAUAUUUUGUCA
Molecule: messenger RNA, 3416 nt
Organism: Macadamia integrifolia
Lineage: Eukaryota; Viridiplantae; Streptophyta; Magnoliopsida; Proteales; Proteaceae
Exons: 7
Coding region: 205-3240 (1011 amino acids)
Source: RefSeq, a predicted model, not a curated record